UCGAAUUCUGAACUUCACCCGCGCUGUCAGCUAUGCGUGCGCGACUGUCAAAUAUUACGUUGUCCAAACUUUGCCAAAUGUUGCCUUAACGGCAAAGUAAUUAGUUUCCUCUUUCCGAUUGUUGAUCCGUAACCACUGCAGGUAAAGAAUAAAACGUCUCAAAAGAGCCAAGAUCUGUUCUUGGAGUUCGCAAUUGCCGGUCAGCUUCACCUGUGCAUACUCUAAUCCAUUUGAAAUUCGACAGCGUUGAAACAAUAGGAAGUCGUGUAGUAAUGGCUGCGAUUGACGCUGAGACGAAGUGAAAGAGUAUGGCCAAAUGGUCAUGUUUAGCGUAUGGAUGAUGUGGUAACAACGCGCACCGUGUUGUCCCAAGUUACCAGAAACACAACUUGUAUUUUAGUGUUACCAGUGCGUAAUUCGUUCUCGACACCCAAUCCUCGUGGGGAAUUCGUGUGGCAGCUCUGUAUGGUUAGAGAGACAGGAGUAGAAUUUUUCGAGUGUUCAACGUUGCCAAUUGUGUUGAAUUCGCAGAACUGUCUACCGGUAACUUAUGGUGAACUUCAACGUAUUCAUUCAGUUACAAUUGGCUUGUGCGAAGUGUGCGAGGUGGACACAGUGAACAAAGGGGGAGUGAGGUCGAGUGACGCGCUCAUAUGGAUACGAUGAUUAUUUCCACGUGUUCUAGACCGCGACAGAAAUGAUGAUAAUGCUGGCGAUGUGAGGCACUUGUGGUACGUGUAAGGAGUAGGUCUUCAGUUGUGUUAAAACGUUAAUACUUAAAAACAACAGAUAAGAAUUGAGGAAGUGUCUUCUUGUGAACGUUUACAACGGAUUUGUGACCCAACACAGCUUCUCCCGUGACCAUGGGAGAUGUUGUAGUAUGGCUAGUGAUAUGGGUGGCCACACUGAUGGCUUCGCCAAGGACUACAGCAGGGGCAAAUUCGAAGGAAAUGACUUCGUGGUUUGAAGUUCAAAUCCGAGAUCUACAACAUCAACACCCAACAUUGGCCAAUGGAUCCUGUUGUGAAGGCCGGCCGACUGAAAAUGGCCUACGAUGUCCCACGGACUCGUUUUGUAACACCUACUUCCGACUCUGCCUUAAGGAAUAUCAACGACUCGCACGGGUCGAAUAUCGCAAUUGCACACUUGGAGAAAAUAUUUCGCAUGUUGUAGCGGACUUCGGAGGGAAACAAAAUCAGCACGAUUUUGAAGUCAUCCUCAGAAUCCCGAUAUAUCAUCGGUGGACGGAGACAUUCACCCUCGUCUUGGACAUCCGGCAUCGCGAUACUAAAGUCCAUUAUACAGAAAACGAUCCUCUUAUUGACCGAGUAUCAUAUACUGGUAACAUCAGUUCCUCAGAUGACUUUAAACCCAUCGACACUCGGCACGCUAAGGGAUUGUUCAAUACUGCAAACGUCAAUUACGGUAUCCGUCUCAGAUGUGCGCCGAAUCAUUACACAAAGGACUGUUCACGGACGUGUUCCCCUCGUGACGACAAGUACGGCCAUUGGACAUGUAACCAAGAUGGGAUUAAAAUAUGUGCUGACGGUUGGAAAGAUGUACAGUGUGAUCGGCCUCUUUGUCCUAAAUGCAAUUUGAUGAGAGGCCGCUGUGAGGCACCGGGAAAAUGCGUGUGUCGAGACGGGUGGACCGGACCGGACUGCAACGAUUGCGUACCUUAUCCAGGCUGUAAACAUGGGACUUGCGACAAGGAUAAGCCGUUGACGUGCGAGUGCGAACGGAAUUGGGGAGGUCAUUUAUGUGACCUCGAUCUUGACGUUUGUGGUAGGAUUUUUCCUUGCCAAAACGGGGGAAUCUGCAGAAAUAUCGCACCUAACGAAUAUCGAUGCUCAUGUAUCGAGGGUUUCUUCGGUAGAAAUUGUGAAUUUGACAGUAACAGCAAACAUCUCUAUAGAGCCUGUGAACGUGUAGAUGGGUCGCCUGUAUGUGCUAAUGGAGGGCAAUGCUUUGAAGCUGACAACACCAGCACAGGAUUUCGAUGUGAGUGUGCUCAAGGUUGGGCAGGAGAAACCUGCCAGCAAGCACUGACAGCGCUCCCCGGCUGUGCGUCAAAUCCUUGUCAUCAUGGCGGUCACUGUUCAGAAGAUUCCCAGGGCAACGCCAAAUGCACCUGCACUCCGGGAUGGACCGGACAUCACUGUCAAUAUGACAUCGACGAGUGUUCCCAGUUUGCUCCGUGCAGCAAUGGCGGGCGUUGUGUGAACAUCAUUGGCGGGUAUAGUUGCGCUUGUCAAGCAGGAUGGCAUGGUGUCAAUUGUACUCGUCCGGUGGAUACCUGCCACUAUUUACGUUGCCUCAAUGGUGGAACCUGUUCCUCUGAUCCUAGAAGCGGCCAAUGGCAAUGCACUUGCCCUCGAGGCUUCUCGGGAAGGCAGUGCGAACUUCGAAUUGGACCAUGCAGACCUAACCCAUGUAACGGAGGGGAAUGCCAAAUUCUCACUGACGGGGAUCUAACCUCAAUUAGCGUCUACGAGAAAAGCUCGUCCGCUAAUUCUUAUCGGUGCACCUGUCCGAUUGGUCGAUUCGGUAAAAACUGCGAGCACUCCGAACCAGGAUAUCGGCCCCAGCAAACGAAGCUGGAAUACGACGGAUGUUUGGUAGCGGUAAGGCAUCAGCGUUUUGGCCGGGUAGAGUUCCUUUCGACGAAGAUCUGUGGACCGCAUGGCCAUUGCGUAUCCGCAUCUGAAGAUCGGAAUUCCGGUGGUCCAGCGAGGCAUGGAGAGUUUCGCUGCGAAUGUGAUCUGGGAUAUGCCGGAGAGCAAUGUCACAUCAAUAUCGACGACUGUGCAUCUUCGCCGUGCGUGAAUGGUGGCACCUGCCUAGAUCGGGUUGGGUCGUUUACUUGCGCCUGCCCUCGGGGCUUUAUUGGUGAACGAUGCGAACAGCGUGUGGACCCUUGCGACGGUUCACCCUGCGGCCUUGGCGAGUGUGUACCGCUUAAGGCCGAUGAUUUUUAUUGCCGUUGUCCUUCUGGCCUUAAAGGACCGUAUUGUAAUCUAACUACACCAAGUCACUGUGCGACUUCACCUUGCGAAAACGGUGGCACAUGUCAAAAUAUCGAUUCCAUGUUUGUUUGCACCUGUACAUCUGACUUUGUGGGCAGCCGAUGUCAACAACGUCGUCGGGCUCCCUGUGAAGCUGGACCGUGCCAAAAUGGGGCAACUUGCGUAAAUGUCGACGAUGAAAGAUAUCAGUGCUGGUGUCCUGACGGCUUUAUUGGCCCCCUGUGCGAGCAGAAUAUUAAUGACUGCUUGGGAGCAACGUGCUUCCACAAUGCGACGUGCAUAGACAGCGUGAACCGCUUCAGCUGCUUAUGUACCCCCGGCUUCAGCGGUGCUGACUGCCGCCUUGAUAUCGAUGAAUGCUUGUCUGCUCCCUGUCAUGGUGGGGGAACCUGUAUUGAUAUGGUCAAUGACUUUCGAUGCGUUUGUCCUCCUGGUCGAACGGGUAGAAGUUGCGAGGUGCUUUUGGUUCAGCUUGCAAGUCCGACCGCUAUUUGUCUGUAUAAUGAACGAAGUCACAACGUUGGUGAUGCCUGGUCUGAGCCUAAACAGUGCUCGACCUGCCGCUGCUUAGAUGGAGGUCAGAUUCUCUGUGAAAGGCAGUUAUGUGACACUGACGAGUGUGACCUUGGACAGCCGGAUAGUUCUUGCUCCUCAACUGAGUUGGAGUGCGUGUAUACAGAAGGCGAAACAUGCUUUUCCCCACCAUGCCGUCCUCAUUCCGAAUGCCGACCUCGAGCGGAUGCCCGAACAAUAACCCCGAUGGUUUUCUCAAAACGCUGUGGCCCUAACGACGCCUCAGGCUGUCCGGCUAAACUUGCACUGGAUUUCUCAAAGCCCACAACAGACAUUGAAAACGAAACAGGGAUCAGAGCAAUUGAUGGUUUUACAGUCGAAUCGAUAUGCGCGCACGUCAGUCGAGCGUUGUCGGGGCACCAGGGUCACCAGUUGGCCGUUGGGUGUGUGGCGCGAUCAAGAACGAUGCUUGAAGUUCUAUUGUCGCCACUUCAUACAGGCGAAGAACUUAUAGCUGUUUUACAGGCGAAACGUCUCGCUGAUGUCAUACGAACGCGAACAAGUAAUUCUUCAGUGCUGAAUUCUGUAUCCGAAUUGGGACUUUACACACUGAGGCCUGCAGCAUCGUCAGCUGCCCAAGAGGCGAUUUCAGUAUAUCUGAUUUGCAUUAGCUUGCUGCUACUUCUGCUGUUCCUAGCAAUUCUCAUUCUUGCCUACAAGAUGUGCCCUCGAAGGCAGCACUCCCACGUAAAAACAAUCCUCCACCCACUGCCAACAGGUGCAAAUAACCUUCGCCUAAUGCAACCGCCGAUGCGCAAAAUAAACAACCUAUCACCUUACGAUGAAAGCAACGCCAACCUCAAUAUAUCAGAAAGUGGUAAGGAGAUGGCUGACUUCAGCAUCGGCAAGAGCCACUCUCGCUGUUAUUAUUAUUCGAGAAACAACUUCCACGACGAUUUGAAGAAGGGUAAACGGGUAGACAUACCGCGGGUUCCGACAUCGACAGCGAAGGAGAUCAAAAUUAAUGAUGGUGAAACCCCGCCUUCAUUAAUUGUGAAAAAUGAUUGUAAUUGUUAGUUAAUGAUUCUAGCAAGAAAUAGCAGCGUGUAUUUGAAUAAGGGACAGGAGUGGAUCUACGGGUAGGACCCGCCUUCAGGGGAACGUUAAUGGCAUAUUCAAGAUGUAAGGCUGAUAUGUACAUAUCGAGAAAGUCUCAAGUACAAGUAUAAAGCCACGACGAUACGCUGAUGACGACGCUUCUUACAAGGACGACCGAAACGUGGAAGCGUCCAAGAUGAACAAGGUACAAGAAUUCGUAGGGUUCGUAUAAUUGUCGUAGUCCAUGUACAGUGUGUAUUUGGUUAUGUUUGGCCCCUUAUUUAUUCAUUUUUCAGUAUUUGCUUAUACCAUUAUUACAUUUGAAUUAAUUACGCUUUUGCAAGGUGAAGCAUUGAAGACGAUGCCGGUCGAGAAUAUGGUCGAGCAUAGCAUGGUCAAUAGACGUACUGUGCCUUCAUCGAUACUUCGCCUUUGAUUUCUUAUUGCUUUUAGUGUGUUGUCGGUUAUGGCACAAUUUUCUUAUGCAGCUUUUGUGUCGAUGGAGAAAUUAUUAUAUUGCUUGAAUUUAUUUCCUUACGGUCAUUCUGCUAUAUGGUUAUACGAACUAUUUGGCUCCUGAACUACACAGGCGAGGUCAUGUUCUGCUCGAUCAGAUAGAAACACCAAAUUUCUUCGUAUAUGAAACGUACCUGAUGGUGUUACUAGGUACCAUAUACCGGAGACAAGUCACUAAUAUAUUAAACUUUGAAGUAAUAAUAAUUGCUCGCUAAGGUGGCUAAUGGACUAGUGUAGUAACAAAGACAUAAUUUAAAUGUAAAUAGUUUAGAUUAUAGAAACGCAACGAAGAACGCGAACGACCGAUUCGAACUUGAUCGAUGAAACAGUAUAGAUAUAUAAGUAGAGCUAAAUUUAUUAUCGUAAAAUGAUUUAUUGAGAAAAAAAAUAAACGAAUUAACGAAGUCGGGACGACUACCAUUUUCCUGGAAUUGCUAAAUGAUUCGUGUGAUCACCGCAGAGCCAAGUGCGUUCAACGUGCGGAUGCGUCUAGAUUUACUGUGGGUGAUGUAAGUACAAAAGGAAGUUUCACAUUGUAAAAACUAGCUUAUAGUUGUUGUAACAUGCAACAGUCCCAAUCUGUGGAAGAUGUUUUUUAACAAGCUUGUAAGUUGUACUUUUUACUUUUGCAGCGGUGAAAGUCCCAGAGCAGCAAUGUUAGCUCUCCUAAAAAAAUGACUAAGCGUUAAAUCGUGACGUAACCGCUUUUUCGUACGCGUUUGAUAGCGUGCGGAUAAAGGGCAGGUAUACGGUUGUUCUGAGGAACUCGACAGAUUCUAUCGUCCCGAUCGUUAGAUUUUAUAGUGAGCAAACUAUAUUGGACGUAGGUAACAGCACGUGUAGGCACGCUAAGGCUGGCCAGGGUUGAAAUUCACCAGCAGAGAUAGAAAUGCGUGCACGGGGAGGUAAUAAAGAGUAUUUAUGCAGAUGUAAUGAAGGAAGAAUUAAAGGAGCAGCCAAUAGAGGAAAUAAUAGACGCGAUAGUACUUAGCGGCAAUGAUGCUGCUGAUGGUGUCUUCAUCAGGAGGACAAAUCUGUUGUACAGAGAAUGUUUGAAUUAAGCAGCUUAACCUAAUAAAUUAUCGAAGAUUGUACAUACUAAAAAAAUAGAGAAAUAAAACGUAUUUAUGUUGGCAUGAA
This is a messenger RNA of Varroa destructor (honeybee mite), 6293 nucleotides long. RefSeq lists its product as uncharacterized. Lineage: Eukaryota; Metazoa; Arthropoda; Arachnida; Mesostigmata; Varroidae. Gene Ontology annotation, biological process: multicellular organism development; Notch signaling pathway; cell communication. The record is from RefSeq and is a predicted model, not a curated record. Gene Ontology annotation, cellular component: membrane. Gene Ontology annotation, molecular function: protein binding; calcium ion binding.